Messenger RNA from Haemonchus placei, 1122 nucleotides. The record is from the annotation of a GenBank genome assembly. Lineage: Eukaryota; Metazoa; Nematoda; Chromadorea; Rhabditida; Trichostrongylidae.
AUGGGAGUUUGCGUGGCUUUUCCCGAAGGAUGGAUGAGAACCGGCCAUGGCAGGUAUAUGCGACUUCGACGACAGAAAAUGAACAAGGAUAUGUUUGAAGUGCUGCAACAUAUUGGUGUAGGCGCAUUUGGACGAGUUUCCCUGGUGAAAAAGAAAGACUCUGGACAAGUGUAUGCCAUGAAGAGUUUGUUGAAAAAGGAUGUAAUCAUGAAACAGCAGGCAGCACAUGUGAAAGCCGAGCGCGAUAUUCUGGCCGAGGCCGAUUCACCGUGGAUAGUGAAGCUGUUCUUUUCGUUUCAAGAUGACCGUUGUCUCUACUUUGUCAUGGAAUACGUACCCGGUGGUGAUAUGAUGCAGCUGCUUAUCAAUAAAGGAAUUUUUGAAGAGAAACUGGCACGGUUCUAUAUCGCUGAACUCACCUGUGCCAUAGAAUAUGUGCAUUCGUUAGGAUUCAUUCAUCGGGAUAUCAAACCAGACAAUAUUCUGAUCGAUCAGCAAGGUCAUAUCAAGCUCACCGAUUUUGGCCUUUGCACUGGUCUUCGUUGGACGCAUGAUAGACGAUACUAUGGUCCCGAGAAUGUGUCCGAUCCAGCACAUGUACGAGUUGAUUCGUUUUCCCUACCACCAGAAGUGGCUGCAAUGGAGCAGAAUAUGAAAAUCGUAAAUUGGUCACGGUAUCUGGACGUUUCACCGCGUGCCGGUGGUGGUCAUCUGUCAAGGGACUGCAUCAUGCUUAUCCAGCGUCUGUGCUGCGAUCGAAAUAAUCGAAUCGGUGUGGCAGGAGCACGUGAAGUGAUGGACCAUCCGUGGUUUCGGGGAGUCGACUUCAAGAAUUUGCGAUCCACUCGUGCUGAAUUCAUACCAAGGGUGGAACAUGCCGAAGACACAUCGAAUUUCGAGGCAGUUGAGAUCAACGAAUCGCCAUUUGAAACACUCGGCAAACGAGCGCCUAACAAUCCGGCUUUCUACGAGUUUACUUUUCGACAUUUCUUCGAUACCGAUGGACAAGGCUGUCCAAGUCUACGACCUCCUCAGAAACGUCCACCACUUGCGCCUCUUUUCGAAAGUACCACCACAGCUCGUCAUGAGACUGUUAGCAGCUCGGAGUCGAUUGUUAUUUAA